GUCCAGCGGUCUACCGCAUAAACGCCGGUGGUCAGGAAAUCGUCGAAGAGAUUUGAAACUCCACUCAUUUCGCGUGUUUUUCGCGUAUUCCCUGCCCUUAAGCGGCAUUUGAAUUAAUAUCAUGGCCUCAGAGGAACUGCUUACUUGCUAUAACAAAGGAUGCGGGCAAAAAUUCAAGCUCGACGAAAACAACGAAGGUGCAUGUGUACACCAUCCUGGAGUCCCAGUCUUUCAUGAUGCUCUCAAGGGCUGGUCCUGUUGUAAAAAGCGAGUAACAGACUUCACAGAGUUUCUAAACAUUCCUGGCUGCACUACCUCCUUUCAUAACAAUGAGAAACCAGCAGCUCCAGAAAAACCAGAAGAGAAACCACUUGAAAAGGAUGAGGUUAUAGAAGUUAAUAACCAGCCACGAAAACCACAACCGAAAGAGUCUGUGAGACCCAGUGAUGAUCUUCCAAAAGUUGCCCUGAAAACAACUGUCACAGACUCACUGAAAAGUGCUCUGGCAAAACAGAAAGAGGCUCAGAAAGAAAACCAGGCCAAUAAAAACUCAGAGGAUCACGGUGAUGAAAUCAAGGUUGGCACAGUAUGUAAAAACAGCUCCUGCAAUUCGACGUAUGUGAGUGAAAGCACAAAUGAUGAGAGAUGCUGGCAUCAUCCUGGUGCUCCAGUCUUCCAUGAGGGUUACAAGUACUGGACCUGUUGUAUGAAGAGAACCACAGACUUUAACGAGUUCCUUGGUCAGGAAGGCUGUUCGUCAGGGACACAUCGCUGGGUCCUAACAGAGGAGGAGAAAAAGAAAAAAGUUCUUUGCAGAUAUGACUGGUUCCAAAUGGGCAAUUCUGUUGUUAUUUCUGUUUAUGCCAAACUCACUGACCCUAAUGCAACAGUUAUCAAGGCUAAUAGUACCCAGCUUAGUGCCAGCAUUAUGUUUGGUGAAGCCAGUUCGUUUGAUCUGGAGAUUAGUUUGUAUGGGGUGAUAGAUCCUGAGAAAAGCACAGUGCUCAUGUCACCAACCAAGGUGGAGAUCAAGCUUCGCAAGGCAGACAUCGGCAGCUGGAGUAAUCUAGAGCUCAAGACCACACCCCCCAAAACUAGCUGAGGCCUGGAAUCAGGACACUUGAACAAGACACAAACAUUGAACACUUUGCAUUUAUAUCUAGAGCUGAAAGUUGAAGCAUAACAAACAUUCGAGCUAAACGUAACUGAACUGACAUUGUACACUUAUGUUACCAGCUAAGGACCGUGACCAUACACCCCUCAAAUCGAUUCUGUUACUUUGACUUUGACACUAGUGAAGUGUUGAACGCUGUACACUUAUGUUUAGAACUGGUCUAGACUCAUGAUAGUAAGCUUGCUGGCCAGGUUUUCCCUGCUGUUCUUGUUAGGUGUAAAAGGAACUAAGCUAGAAAAAAAAUAACUAUUACUAAAUAAAUACUAUCUUUCGUUGAA
Nematostella vectensis (starlet sea anemone) is the source of this 1452-nucleotide messenger RNA. Its product is annotated as cysteine and histidine-rich domain-containing protein 1. The record is from RefSeq and is a predicted model, not a curated record. The transcript has 13 exons. Lineage: Eukaryota; Metazoa; Cnidaria; Anthozoa; Actiniaria; Edwardsiidae. The coding region runs from base 122 to 1102 and encodes 326 amino acids.